AUGUCUCAUAACAAUAACAAUGUAGAAGUAGUUGUACACGAAGAAGAAGAUGAAGAAGAAGAUCUUGGAACUGCCAUGCAGAAAAUGCCAAUCCCUUUGGACCAACUCGACCGAUUACCGAAUGAUUCGGUUUACAGGUUAGUAGAUGAAGUAAGAGACAUCAUAGAAGAUCCCAAUUUACUAUUUGAAGAUUCUCGAGAGUAUGGUAAUCUUCACCAUGAAGAAGCAACUGAUGAUUCAAAACUGUUUGGAAAUUCGCCAAACGCGUUAAGUGAUCGUUUUAGAGUAUCACCAACGCGAUCUAGCAGCAAACGAGGAAGACCAAAAAGACAAUACUUGGAAGGUGAAGCAUCUCAUGUCCUAGAUUCUAGUUAUGUCGACAUUACAGGAAAGAGUUGUACACAUUGUGGUACGACAAAAACUCCAAUGUGGAGAGAAGGGCCUAGAGGAGCUAGGACGCUAUGUAACGCGUGCGGGGUACGGUACAGAACAGGUCGGUUAUUUCCCGAGUACCGCCCUGCUUCGAGUCCUGAAUUCAAACCUAACGUUCACUCCAAUUUUCAUAGAAAAGUAAUGGAAAUCAGAAAGGAGAGAAACUCACCUCCUACUUCACCUCCUACUCCAUAG
This is a messenger RNA of Capsella rubella, 627 nucleotides long. RefSeq names its product GATA transcription factor 14. Gene Ontology annotation, biological process: regulation of DNA-templated transcription. Gene Ontology annotation, molecular function: sequence-specific DNA binding; zinc ion binding. Lineage: Eukaryota; Viridiplantae; Streptophyta; Magnoliopsida; Brassicales; Brassicaceae. The transcript has 2 exons. The record is from RefSeq and is a predicted model, not a curated record. Bases 1 to 627 code for a protein of 208 amino acids.